AUGGCAUCGAGGUCUCGUUCUCCUGCUCCUUGUGCAGCAUGCAAGCUACUUAGAAAGCGUUGCUCAGAGGCCUGCAUCUUCAUUCCCUACUUCCCACCAACCGAGCCUGAAAAGUUUGCAGCUGUGCACCGGGUUUUUGGAGCUAGAAAUGCAAGCAAAAUGUUGAAGGUAUUUCCAACAGAACCUUCUUAUGCUGAUAUACCAGCUAAUUUCAGGGAAGAUGCAGUCAUCAGUAUGGUUUACGAAGCAAAUGCAAGGCUUCGGGACCCUGUCUAUGGUUGUGUCGCUUCUAUUGCUGCAUUUCAGAUUCAAAAUUCUCAGCUACAGAGGGAGUUAACUAAUGCCUUGGCCGAGAACAUCGCACUAAAAAGUCAGCUAUCUGAGGCACAGUUUUUGUUGGCGCACUUGAGCACUUCGCACACUUGA
Molecule: messenger RNA, 426 nt
Organism: Phoenix dactylifera (date palm)
Lineage: Eukaryota; Viridiplantae; Streptophyta; Magnoliopsida; Arecales; Arecaceae
Source: RefSeq, a predicted model, not a curated record